AUUGUACCUUUAUAUGAUUUACAGCACAUUAUCCAACAAUACCAAUCGCAACCAGAGCUUUUGAAAUUAAUCUUAACAAGUAAAGUAGAAGAAGAUAAACGUAGAGCUGAAGAAGCCAAGCUUCGAGCAAAAGAACUGGACAUUUAUCUACAACAAAUACAACCUCCUAACCAUAAUAGAAUGGCGACAGCGGCAGAUGCUGAAGAUCAUCAGAAGCGUCGUGAAUCAGCUGCGGUUGCCAUGCUGGCCAUGGGCGGAAAUAGAGUGAAGGAAAAU
Mycotypha africana is the source of this 276-nucleotide messenger RNA. RefSeq lists its product as uncharacterized. The record is from RefSeq and is a predicted model, not a curated record. The annotation marks the transcript as partial. Lineage: Eukaryota; Fungi; Mucoromycota; Mucoromycetes; Mucorales; Mycotyphaceae. The transcript is spliced from 2 exons.